UGGUACAUGCAAAAGGCCACAAAGCCCCAAGAAAAGUCUAAUUUGCUAUUUCUUUCAGUCAUUUUGUCAAGCACGUAGUUAAAUCACUAAAACUCAUUCAUUCAUUUGCUAAUCGAGGUAAGAGAAAUAGAGAGAGAUGAAGGAACAGAAGGCGGUGGUGUUGGUGCUACUACAAGUGCUGGUGCUGUUUUUGGGUUUAUGUGAGUCAUCAAUGUCAUCAGCUCCUUAUGUUGAUCAGGUGCAUAACAGGAGGAAGUCCAUGCUAACCGAGCCGACGUCGUCACUGUUGCUCAACCGAUUUGGGUCCUCCAUCGUGUUCCCACUCUUCGGGAACGUCUAUCCUAUUGGGUUUUACAACGUCACCCUCAACAUAGGGCAGCCAUCAAAGCCCUACUUUCUGGAUCCUGACACCGGUAGUGACCUCACAUGGCUCCAGUGUGACGUUCCCGGUAGCAAAUGCACCGAGGCACCUCAUCCACUUUACAGGCCUCACAACAACCUGGUAGUCUGCAUGGACCCUCUUUGUAAAGCGUUGAACCCAUCCGGUGAACACAAAUGUGAAAGUGCCCCAGAGCAAUGUGACUAUGAGGUUCAGUAUGCAGAUGGUGGUUCAUCUAUUGGUGUCCUUGUCCAGGAUGUCUUUUCCAUCAACCUUACUAAUGGGAUGCAAUUUAAACCUCGCCUACCCCUUGGCUGUGGAUAUGAUCAGAUGCCUAAUCCAGCUUCUCAUCCCUUCGACGGAGUACUUGGCCUCGGCAAGGGACAGUCCAGCAUUGUAUCACAGCUUAGUAGGCAGGGUUUGGUGCGAAAUGUGAUUGGCCAUUGUUUAAGUGGGCGAGGCGGAGGAUAUCUCUUCUUCGGUGAUGGCCCUUACGAUUCUUCACGUGUGCUUUGGACAUCAAUGUCACAUGAUCAUCCCCAACAUUACUCACCCGGCUUUGCGGAGCUCAUAUUUGGAGGAAAGACCACUGGAAUUAAAAACUUGGUCCUAGUUUUUGACAGUGGGAGCUCCUACACCUACCUAAAUUCUCAAGCUUACCUAGAGUUAACUACUUUGGUGAAGAGAGAAUUAAGUGGAAGGCAGUUAACAGAAGAAUUGGAUGACAAGACUCUCCCAAUCUGUUGGAGAGGUCGAAGACCAUUCAAAAGCCUAAAAGAUGUCAGGAAAUACUUCAAGCCCUUAGCAUUAAGCUUCAUCAAUGGUGGGAAAGCCAAAAUUCAGUUUGAACUCCCCCCUGAAGCUUAUUUAAUAAUAUCGUCCAAGGGAAAUGUUUGCUUGGGAAUUCUAAAUGGAACAGAACAAGGGCAGGGUACUUUGAACAUCAUCGGAGACAUAUCAAUGCAAGAUAAGAUGGUUAUCUACGAUAACGAGAAGCAGUUGAUUGGAUGGAUGCCUGCAAACUGCGAUCGGCUUCCAAAAUCUAACACUGUUAGCAUUUGAUGACAAUGAGUAAGCUUGUCAAUUCAGCAUGUGAUGGACUUAGCCAUGAUAUAUAAAAGAGAAUAGUUGUUAA
Alnus glutinosa is the source of this 1514-nucleotide messenger RNA. RefSeq names its product aspartic proteinase Asp1-like. Gene Ontology annotation, biological process: proteolysis. Gene Ontology annotation, molecular function: aspartic-type endopeptidase activity. Bases 137 to 1441 code for a protein of 434 amino acids. The transcript has 8 exons. NCBI's taxonomy places the organism in Eukaryota, Viridiplantae, Streptophyta, Magnoliopsida, Fagales, Betulaceae. The record is from RefSeq and is a predicted model, not a curated record.